AUGAAUCUCAAUGCAACAAAGUUCCUUUGGCCAGCCAAAGUCAACCUCAUUAAAUGGGUCCUACACACUCAUGAGAUGGCUUUUUUGUGGGAUGAAGUCAAAAUCAGGUGGUUUCACAGCAACUACUUUAACCUGGUUGUUUUCCCAACCAUAGAGCAUACCCCAUGGCAGCAUAAAAAUAUACUGCUUGCUCCGGCUCUAUUAGACCAAGUCAUUCAAACCAUCUGCAAGAAGAUCCAGGCUGGUGUGUUGAUCCAACCCAAAAGGGGUCCGAAAUAUCAGGAGUCCAAAUAA
Molecule: messenger RNA, 294 nt
Organism: Dacryopinax primogenitus
Lineage: Eukaryota; Fungi; Basidiomycota; Dacrymycetes; Dacrymycetales; Dacrymycetaceae
Exons: 1
Coding region: 1-294 (97 amino acids)
Source: RefSeq, a predicted model, not a curated record